Vespula vulgaris is the source of this 1131-nucleotide messenger RNA. Its product is annotated as odorant receptor 4-like. Gene Ontology annotation, biological process: sensory perception of smell; detection of chemical stimulus involved in sensory perception of smell. The record is from RefSeq and is a predicted model, not a curated record. Bases 1 to 1131 code for a protein of 376 amino acids. Lineage: Eukaryota; Metazoa; Arthropoda; Insecta; Hymenoptera; Vespidae. Gene Ontology annotation, molecular function: odorant binding; olfactory receptor activity. The transcript has 6 exons. Gene Ontology annotation, cellular component: plasma membrane.
AUGAAAGCGAUGAAGUGGUGCAAACGUUUGCUCGGUUUUUCUGGAGUGUGGCCAAUGGAAAUUCGAGAUUCGUUGUUCCUACCAUUUCUAUUUUACGGAUGUCUUUACAGUGUUUUAGCACUUCUCGAUAUGAUCAAUUAUAUCAAAGAUUUUCGUUAUGUACUAUCAAACAUUAGGGAGAACAUGGUAAUGUUAAUGACACUAAUGAAAUUUGGGAUGUGCCGAAUAAAAUAUCGAUCUUUGUCAAGAUUUUUGACAGAGACGGAAAGCGAUUACAUCGUCGAUAAUUAUAAAACCAAAGAAGAGAGACUGAUUUUUAUGAAAUAUAAUAAAUUUUCCUAUAUAUUCAUCAUGACUGCGUUUCCAUCGAUGAGCUUCAUAAUUCUUUUGUAUUAUUUUAGAACUGUCAUAUCGAGUAUACUUAUGGUUAUGGCAAAUUCUACAUUGGAAUAUAAAUUACCUUAUAAAAUAAAGCCAUUAGUGAAGCCGUAUGAUGCAAAAAGUUAUGCGUUUGGUUGCAUACACGAAUUUUUACGUAUAACAAUGGUUACUUCCGGUUACAUCGGAACUGAUUGUUUAUUGGCUUCUACUGGAUUUCACCUUACCGGUCAGUUGGCUAUAUUGAGAAUUAGAGUGAAGGAUGUUUUAAAUGAUACUGAUGGUUCUCGGCAGGGAAUACAUAAAUUGAUUAUUCGACAUCAUCGUUUGAUAAGACUAGCGGAUAUAUUAGAAGAUAGUUUUAAUAUCGUCAUUUGUCAACAAUUGUUAGGUACAACGAUUCAAAUUUGUAUGUCGAGUUACGAAGUACUCUCCAGUUUAGCGGUAUUAGAAGGUUUGGGUAUAAUAACGUUCGCAGCAUUUCUUUUUGUUUUAUCGAGCACAUUGUUCACUUAUUGUUACAUCGGUGAAUGUCUCAUCGAGGAAAGCUCAAGCUUAUGCGAAGCGCUUUAUUAUUGCGAUUGGUACGAGCUAUCGACAAUCGAUAUGAAAUCGAUUUGCAUUUGCAUGAUGCGCGCUAGGAAGCCAUUGCAAUUGACUUGCGCAAAAUUUUGCGUUGUGUCUUUGCGUACUUUUACCGACAUAAUCAAGACGUCGAUGGCGUACUUAUCAGUAUUACGAACGAUAAUGUAA